This is a messenger RNA of Rubroshorea leprosula, 1608 nucleotides long. The record is from the annotation of a GenBank genome assembly. Lineage: Eukaryota; Viridiplantae; Streptophyta; Magnoliopsida; Malvales; Dipterocarpaceae.
GCCUUCUCUCUCUAACACGGCGGAGAGGAAGAAGACACCCACCGCCUCCUCCUCCUCCUCUUUCAUGUUCCUUCUCUUUCAUGUCGUCGCAUUUGUAUAUGAGUUGAUCACAAAGAAUACAUACAUAUUUAUAUAGAUAUAAAAGUUGAAAUUUUGUGACGAGUGCCGGAGGGGUAAAUGACGUGUAAGAAACAUCCUACGGACCUCAGUAGCAGCGUUGGCGUCUGCGCUUCUUGUCUGACGGAACGCCUCCUCUCGCUCAUCGCCGCCCAGGAACAGGUACACCUUGAGGAUCACCGGAAAUCUGACCCACCUCAGAUAAAUUUUCCUCGUUCUGUUUCGCCUUAUGUUAGUCGACGGAAAUCUGAUGUCUCUUGGCCCCACCACCACUACCACCACCUCCUUCGCUUCCAUAGCACUCCUCAGGUGGGUCCUACAUAUACCACCACCACCACCACCACCGAUUUCGCAGCCUCUACAUCAUUCAACAAGAAGAAAGGUAGGUUCUCGUUAAUCUCGAACCUUUUCAGGCCCAGAUCCGAGAAAUUGAAUUUGGAUCCUAGGGUUGAUCCUCAUCGGGAUUCUUACGAGGAGCCGUCGUCGUCUCAGUCCUCUUCUUGGUUCUCAGCGAUCUUCUCCGGACGCCGGAAAAAGCAACAAUCGAGAAUGUUCUACAUGGACACGGAGGAACCAGCUGCCGGCGAAUGGAGAUCUUGUAGGGUGGUAGAUCGGGGAAUGUCGCCUGUUAGAAGAGAGAAUACCGAGGACGAGGACGGUGAUCGAUCGACGUAUGGGAGCUCGCAGGAGGCGUCGCCUGGGUGGCGGUGGCGAAGGACACCAGUGGCUUGCCGACGAGGGAAGGCGGCUUGUGGGCAGGGCAGAAACGUGUCCAGAUUGGCGUUCUGUAUGAGUCCUCUGGUGAGGGCGAGUCCGAACCGGCACUGGAACCAGAAGGGAGGAUUACCGCCAGAGAUAGCAUUUACCGGCGAGAUUCGAGCUCCCGUGAAGCCAUGCCCGGCUGCAGCGGCGCCGUUUUGCAAGAAUCGGUCCAGAAAACUUGCUGAUUUUGGCAGAGUACAUCACAACCGUUGAGAAUCGGCGAUCAAGAUGUGAUUGUUGCGAACGGUUUUCCUUCUUUUUUUUUUCUUUUUUUUCUUUUUUUUCGCUUUGUCUCAUCUGCAGUUUUUUAUUAGUAAAUUACUCCCAUCAUCUCAUUAUACAAAAUGAGAGGGAAAAAAAUGUGGUUUCUAUAUAUUGAUAUUUAUUACAAAAACAGGAUAUUAUUUAUUUUUCUCUUGUACAAUUUAAGAAUCUAACAAUGCAGAGAAUCCAUUGUACCCAUCAUGUGUAUGGUUGAUUUCUUAGGGCGUUUACCUUGACCAUUGCAUCAGAAGCCAUUACAUAAUUCAAUGUUGUCUUAAUUGUGUGAAGAUGGGGUAGUCUCUGAUUUUAGAAUAUAGGAAUAUUUUGAGCCUUUCAAAGGUGUCAUCUUGUCUCUAGGAACACAUGAUGCCAAGGGAGGCUAGAGGAGGCAUGCAUGAGCAAAGAUCUUGAGUGUGUCUGGAACCAUGGUGCAAGGUUGAGCUUGAAGAAAUUUGUUGGUACUUC